CCUAGGUGACAAGUUAGGGAAAACUUUCCUUAACUCGAAACCUAUAUGCUUCCUAAGUUUUACAUACGACAUGAUUUGUCGUGAUAGUAACAGGUACGUUAUGAGGGAAGUGUUUCCCUUUGUGUGAUGGAAGUUGUAGCUUAAUACUCAAACUCAGUGGUUAGUGAAGCCUUUUGAAGCCGCUCGGUAAGCUCACUGUUAUCUGUCAGCUGACCCCUGUGACUUCAUAUCAGUAUAUAAACAUUGGUCUAAUAUGCACAGGUGUAGCUCUGCGUGGGGAUUUAGUGUAGCUGUAUUGUCUGCUCGCUGUCGUUGACUCGUCCAGGUAGUUUUUAUGUGUCUCUGACAGAGCAGCCACUUUGCAAUGGUGCUGCAGCUGCUCCCACCUGUCAACUAGCUGGCUCCUCUCCUCCUCGUCUCCUCUCCUCUCCUCUCCUCUCCUCCUCUCCUCUCCUGCAAUGGCCCACUGCGGAUCUUCCGAGCCGAGCGCUGCUAAGGUCCAGACUCCGCGUCCCGACAGCAUGGCGUCGUCGCAGGGCAGCGUGGACCAGAGCAUGAAGCCCGUGUUGUUCGAGAUCUUCGGGGAGAUGUGGACCGUCCAGUCCCGGCUCGGCCAGGGAGUGUCGGCCUCUGUGUACAGGGUCAGCUCGGGCACAGCCUCCACCGCCGCUGUCAAGGAGUUCCAGGCCGACACUCAGGGAGGAGACUACGGGUAUCACAAGGAGAGGUCCGUGCUGGAAGACAUCCAGGGACAUAAAAACAUCGUGACGCUGUACGGCGUGUUCACCAACCACAGCUGUACGGGUGUCACCACCCGCUGUCUUCUGCUGGAGCUCCUGGAUGUCAGUGUGUCCGAGCUGUUGGUCAGAGGCAACAGUGGAUCUCAGGAUGGGAGGUCCCAGCAGGGCCAUUCCAUGUGGCUCGUCCAGCACUGUGCCCGAGAUAUCCUAGAGGCCCUUGCCUUCCUUCACAGGGAAGGCUAUGUCCAUGCUGACCUCAAGCCACGCAACAUCCUCUGGAGCGCUGACGACGAGUGCUUCAAGCUCAUCGACUUCGGCCUCAGCUUCAAAGAGGGAAACCAGGAUGUCAAGUACAUUCAAACAGAUGGGUAUCGCGCUCCAGAGGCUGAGCUUCAGAACAACCUCGCUCAGGCUGGGGUUGAGAUGGAGGGGGACUCGGGCUGCUCGUCCGCCGUCGACAUGUGGAGCCUCGGUAUCAUCCUGUUGGAGAUGUUCUCAGGAAUCAAACUCAAAGACACCGUCCGCUCGAAGGAGUGGAAGGAUAACUGUGCUGCCAUUGUCGACCAUAUUUUUGCCAGCAACAGUCUGGUGUCUCCAGCCAUCCCUGUCUAUCACCUCAGAGACCUUAUCAAAAGCAUGCUCCUCAACAACCCAAAGCAAAGAUGCACGGCUGAAACUGCCCUGCUGAGCCCAUUCUUCAGUAUCCCCUUUGCUCCUCACAUUGAGGACAUGGUCCUGCUGCCCUCUCCUGUCCUGCGUCUGCUAAACCUGAUCGAGGACAGCCACCUGCACAACGACGAGGAGUAUGAAGACAUCCUGGAGGACAUGAAAGAGGAGUGUCAGAAGUACGGCUCGGUGGUCUCUUUGCUCAUCCCCAAAGAGAACCCAGGAAAAGGACAGGUCUUCGUCGAGUACGCCAACUCCAGUGACUCCAAAGAGGCUCAGAGGCUGCUGACAGGCCGCACCUUUGAUGGAAAGUUUGUCGUUGCCACCUUCUAUCCUCUCAGCGCCUAUAAAAGAGGUUACUUGUACCAGACUGUGCAGUAAAGUCCUGAAGCUGAGUUUAUACCUCUGCACUAUUCACGUUAAAUAAAAAAAAUACGUCUACAUAUAGCAGCAUAGGGGAGAAGUCUUUAUCUCCCCAUAUACAUGCAGAUCAUUUUCAGUGAAUAAUGUGUAGUUAGAAGUUCUGCAUGCUAGCUCUGGUUUUCUGCAGUACAUUCAGGCUUUCAUGCAGAGUGUGAACUGAAGACUUCAUUUCUGCUGCUUCCAGUGCAUUACUCUUAUCAGUGCACAACCUUCUAGUGCUUUAAAGGUCACAUGUUAUCCUCCUUUUCAACCAGUUCAAAUAAGUCUCAGAGCUCCCCAAUCAUCCUGUAUUUGAUCAUGCCUAUAAACCCCUCUAUUUCAGCCCUGAAACACAUCGUGUCUGUAGCAUUAACUGUAAAUGAGCUGUUUUUGACCACACCCUGGUCCAUGCUCUGUUGUUAACAGUGAGAAGGCAGACUCAGAGGGCAGAACAAACACCAAGCACACGAGGGAGGAGUUACUGCCCUUUGUGAA
Molecule: messenger RNA, 2303 nt
Organism: Labrus bergylta (ballan wrasse)
Lineage: Eukaryota; Metazoa; Chordata; Actinopteri; Labriformes; Labridae
Gene: uhmk1
Product: U2AF homology motif (UHM) kinase 1
Biological process (GO): peptidyl-serine phosphorylation; regulation of protein export from nucleus; positive regulation of translational initiation
Cellular component (GO): neuronal ribonucleoprotein granule; nucleus
Molecular function (GO): ribonucleoprotein complex binding; protein serine/threonine kinase activity; ATP binding
Source: RefSeq, a predicted model, not a curated record